This is a messenger RNA of Cuscuta campestris, 3459 nucleotides long. Lineage: Eukaryota; Viridiplantae; Streptophyta; Magnoliopsida; Solanales; Convolvulaceae. The record is from the annotation of a GenBank genome assembly.
UCUUGGUUUGUUGUGUUCAUUCUUCUUCUUUCACUGUAACUGCGCUGGAAUCAACAAGAGGGAGAGGAUCGAAUGAGAGAGGGAGAUCGUGAAACUGGAGAGAGGGACUUGAGUUUGAGAAAGAGCUACGCGUGGCUAGGUAAAGAACAUUUGUUUGGUCCGUGGCCUUUUACCGUUCAAAAGCUGGCGAGACUCUAUAAGAAACCACAAUUGGCAUUCAAAUUUGAAACUCCCUUAAAAUUCUCCACUGCUUCUUUACCAAACUUGAUUGGCUCUGCUCAAUGCAUACAGCGACCCAUGAAUCAUGGGCCUCGGUGCUUUUUCGGCCACCCUAACCCGGAAAUCUCCGUCUUCUUCCAGAAAGGCUUCUCAGAGAUUAUCGACUGCAUCACCGGAAGAGCAGUGCAUGCAAUAUGCAUUAAAGAAUCCCAUUUUGACAUUUUCCACAGUAAUACUUUGAUAAGAAUGUACUCGAAGUUUGGGAGAGUUGAAUGUGCCCGUUAUGUGUUCGACCAGAUGCCCCAGAGAAAUGGAGCUUCUUGGAAUAACAUUAUCUCUGGGUACGUUCUUACCUGCCGGUACUAUGAUGCAGUCAGAGUAUUCAUUGAGAUGUGGGGUAUAGGGAUUGAGGUAAACGAGUAUACCUUUGCUAGUGUAUUGACUGCAUUGAGCAGGUCCGAGAGUAUGUGUCUUGAAGGAUAUCAAGUUCAUGGUUUACUCUUGAAGUACGGUUUCUUAUGCAAUAUUUUUGUGGGAACUUCGCUGUUGCAUUUUUAUGGUGCCUAUGGCCUUACUUCUGAUGCUAGAAUCUUUUUUGAGGAAAUGCCUGAAAAGAAUGUAGUUUCCUGGACUUCCUUGAUGGUUACAUGCUCCAAUAAUGGAAAUUCCGAGGAAGCUAUAAGUUUAUUCAAAAGAUUGAGGUGUGGAGGGAUUGUUUGUAACCAGAACACCUUUACUGCAGUGAUCAGUUCAUGUAGUUCUCUUGAAGCAGUUUUUGUGGGUCUUCAAGUGCUAGGUCAUGUUGUAAAAUCAGGGUUUGAAGAUAAUGUUUCUGUGGGGAACGCUCUAAUCUCGAUGUUUGGCAAUUUUAAUUUUGUAGAAGAGGCCUCUCGUGUUUUUGAAGGCAUGAUUGAACGUGACACUAUAUCCUGGAAUUCAAUGAUAACUGUUCAGGCACAUAAUCUACUUUGCGAGGAAGCAUUUAGGUGUUUCUAUUUUAUGCGUCGUGAACACAAUGAUAUAGAUUCAACUACGCUCUCUUCCAUGUUGUCAGCUUGUGGUUCUUUAGAAUAUAUAAAUCAGGGUAGAGGAAUGCAUGGGUUUGUGAUCAAAUUGGGAUUCAACUCAAAUAUGUGUGUUUCUAACACACUUCUUUCAAUGUAUGCUGAUUCUUUCAGAUGCUCAGAUGCUGAAAAUAUUUUCCGCAACAUGCCAGAUAAAGAUUUGAUUUCUUGGAAUUCCAUGAUGGCUGCGUAUGUUUUGGUAGGUAACUACUUCCAGGCCUUAAAAUUGUUGACUGAAAUGCUUCGCAUGGGAAUGUCAGUAAGCUAUGUUACUUUUGCUAGUGCAUUGGCUGCUUGUUCAGAUGCUGAGCAUCUAUCUGAAGGGAACAUAUUGCAUGGACUUAUUUUGACAUCUGGGCUUCACGGGGAUUUGAUAGUUGGCAAUGCAUUAGUUACCAUGUAUGGGAAGCACAGCAUGAUGGUAGAUGCUGAAAAGGUGUUUAUAAAUAUGCCAAAAAAAGAGUUAGUUACUUGGAAUGCAUUAAUUGGCGGCUAUGCGUCUCAUUAUGAAACAGAUGGUGUAGUAAGAACUUUUAAACUGAUGAGGGAGAGCAGUGAACCAUCGAACUACAUUACAAUUAUAAAUGCACUUGGUUCCUGCUCGUCUCCAUUUGACCUUGUGAAUACUGGAAUGCCGAUGCAUGGACAUAUAAUUCUAACUGGUUUUGAGGCAGAUGAGUAUGUGCGGAACUCACUCAUAGCAAUGUAUGCUGAGUGUGGGGAUCUCAAGUCAAGUAACUAUAUUUUUAAUGAUGCAGUUUACAAGUCUUUUGUGACAUGGAAUGUCAUGGUUUCUGCAAAUGCUCACCAUGGCAACUGGGAAGAGGCAUUGAAGCUUUUUCGCAAUAUGCAGAGGGCUAAAGUAGAGUUAGAUCAGUUUAGCCUUUCUUCUGCCCUUUCAGCUGCAGCAAACUUGGGAAGUCUGGAGGAAGGCCAACUGCUUCACUGCUUGGCCACUAAACUUGGUUUUGACUCAUACCAUUACAUUGUAAAUGCUACAAUGGAUAUGUAUGGAAAAUGUGGCGAACUUGAAUAUGUGCUUAAAAUGCUUCCAGAACCAAAUACCCGAUCACGCUUGUCUUGGAAUAUAAUGAUGUCUACGUUUUCCAGACAUGGUCUUUUUCGUGAAGCUAGGGAAGCCUUCCAUGAAAUGCUUAAGUAUGGUCAAAAGCCUGAUAAUGUCACUUUUGUCUCUCUUCUGUCUGCAUGUAGUCAUGGUGGUUUAGUGGAUGAGGGUCUCGCACAUUUUGCUUCAAUGACCACUGAUUUUGGGGUCCCAGUUGCUAUAGAGCACUGUGUGUGCAUUGUUGAUAUGCUUGGAAGAUCAGGAAGACUUGCUGAAGCAGAAGCAUUCAUCAAAGAAAUGGUAGUGCCUCCAAAUGACUUUGUUUGGCGGAGUUUGUUGGCAGCAUGCAGAAUGCAUGGGCAUGCUGAGCUGGCAAAGAAAGCUACUGACUAUCUUCUCGCAUCUAAUCCAAUGGAUGACUCAGCUCAUGUUCUUUAUUCAAAUGUCUGUGCUACUUCUGGGAAGUGGCAAGAUGUCCAAAAUGUUAGGGCUAAGAUGGAAUUAAGCAACAUCAAGAAGCAGCCGUCUUGCAGUUGGGUUAAAAUGAGGGACAAAAUUUACACUUUUGGUAUCGGAGAUGGAACCCACUCAUUAUCUGAACAGAUAUAUGACAAACUGGGGGAGUUAAGGAUAAAACUUAAAGAAGCUGGAUAUGUCCCUGAUACAAGCUUUGCUUUGCAUGACACAGAUGAGGAACAGAAGGAGCAAAAUCUCUGGCGCCACAGCGAGAAACUUGCACUAGCAUAUGCUUUGAUUACUACUGCAGAAGGUUCAAAGCUUCGGAUUUUCAAGAAUCUACGGGUCUGCGGUGAUUGUCAUUCUGUCUACAAACUUGUAAGCAAUAUAGUCAGGAGAGAAAUUGUAUUGAAGGAUCCUUAUCGGUUUCACCAUUUUAGUGGUGGCAAGUGCUCUUGUGGCGAUUAUUGGUAACCUUAUCUACCAUUUUUUGGUGACCUGCCAAAGUUAUCCAAGAAACAACAGAAAGAUAUCAGAUCAAACAAAUUGUGGUUUGAACCGAACAUGUGCAGAUCUUGAAUUCAUCAGAGGAGACUCGAGGCUAAGCAGGCAAAACAGGGAGUCAUCAAAGAAGCAAGCCUUACUUCGUCCUUU